ACCAUAUUUUCCAUAAUCACCAAAUUACCUUGCAGUCAACCACAGAAUGAUUCAUUAUAUUCCCCACAACACCCACUAACUAAUGAAAAUCGCUAUUAGUGAACUAUCACAAAAUCACUGAUGUUGCUCUAUUUUCAGGUUGCUCGGCCUCAACAGCGCUCAGAUCCAGAGCUCUGCAGAGUUAGCUCCUCGCCAUUACAGGGAGGAAUGUAACAACCUAACCUAUUUGGUGGCCAAGCAAAAGCAACUCUGCUCGCUCUCCCAAAAUGUUCUCAAGACGGUGAGCCUGGGCGCGCGCACGGGCAUCGGCGAGUGCCAGCACCAGUUCCGGAUGCACCGCUGGAACUGCUCCACCUUCACCGACUCGCCCCACGUCUUCGGCCACCUCCUCCGGAUCAAGAGCCGCGAGAAGGCCUACGUGUACGGCAUCUCAGCAGCAGGUGUGGCGUACGCGGUGACUCGAGCCUGCAGCCGCGGGGAACUCACCGAGUGCGGCUGCGACGAACGCAUUCGACAGCGCCCGAACCGCGGCAGGUGGGAGUGGGGAGGGUGCUCGGAGGAUCUGACCUUCGGGGAGAACUUCAGCAAGGAGUUCGUGGACGCGAGGGAGUCCAGGAACACCGCCGAGGGCCUCAUGAACCUCCACAACAAUGAGGCUGGAAGGAGGGCCAUUAGAUCAGAGAUGGAGAUCCUGUGCAAGUGCCACGGCGUCUCGGGUUCCUGCAGCAUGCGCGUGUGCUGGCGGCGCAUGAGGGCCUUCAGGAGCAUUGGGGACUCUCUCCUGCACCGCUUUGAGGGCGCUGUCAUCGUCAGAUACGUCAAUCGAAAGAAGAGGAAGAAACUCCGGCCAAAGAGACGCGGUUUCAAGAAGCCGAGCCGCCGUGACCUCGUCUACCUAGAAGAGUCGCCAGACUACUGCAACCGAAACCAAACGCUCGGUGUACUGGGCACGGUGGGGCGGCUGUGCAACAAGACCAGCUGGGGCAUGGACGGCUGCAAGAUCCUGUGCUGCGGCCGAGGAUACCAGACCAUGGUGAAGGACGUCGAGGAGAAAUGCAACUGCCGGUUCAUCUGGUGCUGCAAGGUGGAGUGCGAGAGAUGCCGAGUGAGACGCGAGGAGCACUAUUGCAACUGAAGAAGCUCCUUCCCGAUCCGGAAACACGAGAGGGGGAGACAGGCAGGCUCUUGGAUGGUAGCUGGUUCCUAGAUGCGAAGAGGAAAUGUACAAAUUCUUUUGUGGAAGAGUGGAGGCUCUUGUGUCCUUAGCUGUUCACUUUCACAUAUAUGAUGAAGCAUGUGUGUCCUCACGUAGCAGGGGAGAUGAGAUCCCUGUGUAAACUGUCCUUUUGGUGUAUUCUUGUAGCUAUAUAAAUACA
Messenger RNA from Penaeus vannamei (Pacific white shrimp), 1376 nucleotides. NCBI's taxonomy places the organism in Eukaryota, Metazoa, Arthropoda, Malacostraca, Decapoda, Penaeidae. The record is from RefSeq and is a predicted model, not a curated record.